CAGGCAAAUGGUACCUCCCCUGCUUCCCGGCAUCCACCGGGCGGGCCGCUAAGAUGGCGGGACGGUGGUUGCGGCACCGCGCCUGGCAGCAAGUGAUUCUAUUGAGCGGACGCUCCAGCUUACGGCUGCCCGGCGCGGGGAAGGGAGAGGGCAGCAGGCAUUGUUCAGGAAGUGCAUCACUUCAGAAGACUGAAGCUGACCCAGGAGUUACUGAAGAAGAAAUUGUUGUUCCAAGAAAGAAAACUUGGGAUAAACUAGCAGUUCUUCAAACACUUGCAUCUACAGUAAACAGGGAUCCUACAGCUGCACAUUAUAUGUUUCAAGAUGACCCCUACCUUAUCCCCAGACACUCUUUUGAGUCUCAUUUAUUUUCGUUGUCCAAGGAGUCUGGGAAAAAUGCUGCAAGAUAUAUUGUUAAUGAAUUUCCUCGAUUCUUUGAGAAGGACUUUGCAGAGCCUCAUAUACCGUGCCUGAUGCCAGAGAAUCUUGCACCUCAGAUUGAAGAAGUGAGUGAGGCAGCUCUUAAAGAACGUAUCCAGCUUAGAAGAGUAAAAGCUUCUGUGGACAUGUUUGAUCAGCUCCUGCAAGCAGGAACCCCUUUACCUCUGGAGACAUCAAACAGUCUUUUGGAUCUAUUAUGUUUCUAUGGAGACAGAGAACCUACUAGGGAAGACCAAUCUGAACAAAAGGAGGAGCUGGAAGAAUCAGAGGAGGAAGCUCCAGAUCAGAGGAAACGGAGGGGGCGUUCACGGAAGACCUCAGACUUCACUGGCCCUAAGUGGAGGGAGAACAACAAUGCCGAAAGGAUAUUUAAUCUAAUGCCAGAGAGAAAUGCACAUUCCUAUUGCACAAUGAUCAGAGGAAUGGUGAAGCAUGGGGCUGGCGUGAGGGCUCAUGAUAUGUACACAGACUUGCUGAAUGACAGGCACACCGCUGAUGUGUACACCUUCAAUGCCCUAAUUUUAGCAGUCCCAGAAGUGAAAGAAAAUUACACUGAAAGAUGGGAACUUGUUGAAGACUUGCUGAAGCACAUGGUUCAACAGAAGGUGCAACCAAAUCUGUUAACUUUUAAUGCUGUUUUGAAGACCCUGAGGAAAUGUGGUGGUAUGGGCAAGAGUCUCUCCCUAAAGAUACUGAGGGAAAUGAAAGCACUUAACAUAGAACCCAGCCUUGCAACAUUUGAACAUCUCCUUGGUAUAUUUUAUAAAACUGGCUCAAUGGAAAUCAUCUAUGAAGUGAUGGAUGAAAUUGAAGGAAAGACUUUUGUUGCUCAGGAUCCAGACGAUGCCAAUUUCUUUGCCAGUGUGAUGCGAAUAUGCCACAGUCUUAAGGAUGUUGAGCUCGCAUAUAGAUUACAUAAGGUACUGGAGACAGGAGACAACUGGAAACUUAUAGGAGAUGCACAGCAACAGUCUCUCUAUUGUGCAAGGUUCUUUACUCUGGUGUGUAUGAUGGAACAGCUCGAUGUCAUAUUGAAGUGGUAUAAAGAACUGGUCCCUUCGCUCUUCUACCCAAAUGCUCAAGUAAUGUGGGAUCUCCUUCAAGCAUUGGACACAGCCAACCAUUUGGAAAUGGUCCCUCAGUUUUGGAAAGAGAUCAAACAGCUUGGGCUUAGCAACAAACCCGACCUGUUGGAGGAGGUGUUGGCUCUGAUGGCCAGGGAGAUACACUCUCAGGAGACUCAGAUGUCAUUUGCCAACUGUGCUGCAGAUAUCAAAUCUAUUUUUGAAACUCGAGAGAGGAACCAGGUCCCCUUUGGGUGGACAGCGAGUGCUCUGGGUAACAUUGCCAUACUGUUCUCAAGGGUGGGGAGAAUCCAAGAAGCCUGGAACAUGCUGGAGCUUUUCAAAAGAACCAAUAGAGUCCCCAGCAACAAGGUGAUGAACGAGGUCUUGACCUGCACUAAACAAAGCAACACUCCACAUCAGGCGAUUGAGCUAGUGAAGUUGGCUGCUGCCUUCAGUCUACCUACAACUGCAAAGCUUGCAAGGAGGGUGAUAGAGGAGUUUGAACUGUCUGAAGAGCAGAAGAAGACUCUGGAAGAUGCUGAUCCCCAAAGCAGCGACAGCAGUGAUAGUGACGGUGAUCCCCAAAGCAGCGACAGCAGUGAUAGUGACGGUGACUAGGAGCCGUUUCGCUAGCUUUCCCUGUGAAACAAAGAAUGGGAGUAGUUUCUCACUACUAUCGCCUGCGUGGGCUACUUUGGAAAGCUGCACUCGAUUUCACCUCUCUCCUUCCAUUGGAUGUGACAGACCAAAGGAUGAUGACAGACCAAAGGAUGCUAGGAAUAAGAGCCUUGGACUGUUUUGCUUGCAGUGAUACCUCUCCUCCCACCGCUAUCCUCAAACCAGCUAGGAGAGAUGAUGGAAGCUCUUCCCUGUUGAAUGCUCCCCUAGUGACUUGUCCAGGGGUUAGAGAAGAGACAUAUGAUUAAGGACUAGACCACAUCUACAUGAGCCUUGCUGGGACAACUGUUGACUUAGUCUGUGAAUUUAAACAGCCUUAAUUACUGUUUCACUGUCUUACAUGAAACAUUCUUACCAGCCCUGUGCAAUCAGCCUGUUAAGUGUUGUAAGUUACUCUGCAGCACAAGGGAGCUGAUCUAUGAAGACUCCUCUAGGGGCUUGCUUAUGGUACCUCUCCCCUCUUGGGUUCAGGAAUGGGCUUGGGGGCCCAGAGGCCAGAGCUGUGACAGCUGCUCUACUGUGAGCCUCUAAGGCUCCAGCUACCCUGCAACUGGGGGAGGGGGGUGAGUCUCCCCUUAAAAUAUACAUGGCUGCUGUACUCAAUGAUGAUGCUUCUACUCUCCAGCAGAGGCCUACUCUGACCUUGUCUUUUAGCAUGCAGGGGUAGUGCUGCCUUGAGAAGCUUGAUCCUUCCCUUUAAAUUAUACCACUAGGAUUAUAUUGUCCCCCAUACACCCACACCAAAGGCUAGAGCUUAACCUCUGAGGCACCCCUGUGGGAAGAGGGAGUUUGUCAGUCUUUUAAUGGGCCUUCUCAGAUGAAUCUUUUCAUUGAGGAGGAUCACAGUUGGGUAGUAUGAAGAACCUCAAGGCACAAAUUAAUCAAUUCUUUUCAUUGGUAACCUCCUUUUGAUCACUUCCAUAGCUACCAGCAUAGUAAAGGUUAAGCUCAGCAGUACAUACUUCAUUCCUACACUAAAGCAGUUCCCAUAUAUCCACUACUGAGCAUGCAGUAGCAGAAAAGAGAAAAGGGGUUGAGUGCAGGAUUAAAAGUGAGGUGUAACAGUGCCAGCUAAAAGGGAGUAGGGGAAGAUGCGCCUCGUCUAAACACACUACUUACAAGGAAUGGGGAUAAGAGGAAAACUGGGCAGAUACAGGAGUCACUGCCAUGUUACACUUGGUUAGAUUAAGCAAAAUGAGGGCAGCUCUAUUCUUUCUUCCUGUUCCCCCACUGCCAUGUUUACAGCUAGACUAAACAAAAAAUAGUGCAAGGAACAAGCCUGUUGUUUCCAACUGUGUCUCAGCCACUGAAAGGAAUGGCUGGCCUUCACAUCCCUCAAACAUUAGAAUAGAGCUAGAGUGUUGCAGUAGUAGCUUGGAUUGCUACUGUAUUAUUCAGCCACUGCUCUUAGGUUCAUGUAAGUCAGUGUAACGGAUUUUCCUAUAGGAGGACUGCUGGGCUCACAAAAACCUUUCCAAAUGGUUGACGCUGACACUAAAUAGCAACUUUUGUUGGUGAGAAUUGAAAUGCCAGCGUGGGGAUGUGAAUUAAUUUUCAGAGUUGUAGAUAUCUGUUCUAGGUAAAUAUCCCACUUCUGUGUGCUUUGAUUUUAAAGCACUAGGCAAAGUUAACCAUACAGAAAUGUAUAAUAAAACAUGCCAGAAGUAAAGGGGAAAACUAGUUCAUAUGGAAUAAGGGUGAAUAAAGGCUUGAACAGGUCUACUUCACUAUCUUCCAGGUUGAAACUGAAAUAGAGAAAGUGGUGUAAAUCUGUUGUAUGUGUUGUAAAUAAAUAUAUGUAGUUUGGCAGGA
Molecule: messenger RNA, 3998 nt
Organism: Mauremys reevesii (Reeves's turtle)
Lineage: Eukaryota; Metazoa; Chordata; Testudines; Geoemydidae
Gene: PTCD3
Product: pentatricopeptide repeat domain 3
Exons: 24
Coding region: 54-2126 (690 amino acids)
Biological process (GO): mitochondrial translation
Cellular component (GO): mitochondrion
Molecular function (GO): ribosomal small subunit binding; rRNA binding; protein binding
Source: RefSeq, a predicted model, not a curated record